AUGCGAAACCAACUUCCCACCUCGUCCAGUUCUCCGGCAGUGCAAGAGCUCCAAGAAACCAUCCUCGCGAUCCUUCCGUUCCCAGAGCCGAAGGAGCUGUUCGAUCGCAUCCGUGCCCGCCAUCCAAAGAGCACCGUGAUCUACUUCCAGCCGGAGCCGGAUGUGGACAUCAAGAGCGUGGAGCAGUACUGGCGGCGGGAUGUGCACGUUCCACUCGACCUCUACGAGAAAGCGACCAUAAUCCUCACCCUCCGCACGCUUCCACUGCCCUCGCAAGCCCCCAACCUAAAGCUCGUGCACCUCUUCUCGGCGGGAAUCGACCACAUAGUUUCGCACCCAUUAUACACUUCCUCUACCAUCCCGAUCACGACGUCGAGCGGCAUCCACGCACCGCAGAUCACCGAGCACGUAUUCAUGACGCUGCUGGGGCUCACGCACCACCUGCGCACGCUGCUCGCGUGGCAGCGCGAGCGGAAAUGGGGGUCGCAUGCCGCUAGCGGCGGAUACUUCGGCUCCGUGCACGAUCUGGUGGGGAAGACGCUGGGGAUCCUGGGCUACGGCGCCAUUGGUCGCCAGGCGGGGCGCGUAGGUAAGGCCCUCGGGAUGAGGGUGCUCGCGUUCACGGCCAGUCCGAGGACGACGGAGGAGGCGCGGAGGGAUACGGGGUAUAUCGUCCCUGGCACGGGGGAUGCGGACGGGAGCGUGCCUGAUAGGUGGUUCUCUGGCCUGGAUAAGGAGAGUAGACGCGAGUUUCUGCGCCAGGGCAUCGAUGUGCUGCUCGUGGCCGUGCCGCUGACGGAUGAUACACGCCACUUUUUGGGCGCUGAGGAGUUCGAGAUCUUGGAGAGGCCGCGGCCGGGGAUGGGCGGGAAAGGCGCUUACGUUGUCAAUAUUGCGCGAGGCGGGAUUAUUGAUCAUGAUGCGCUUAUCGCGGCGCUGAAACGGGGGCUGGAGGAGGAGGAGGGCGGUCUGGCCGGCGCGAGUCUCGAUGUUACGGAGCCGGAGCCCCUGCCGGAAAGUAGUGAGCUUUGGGCACUCGAGAAUGUCGUCGUUACUCCGCAUGUGAGUGGUGUCGGCAGUGAGUACAAGGAGAGGUGUCUUGAGGUCAUGGAGAUCAAUCUGGAACGGAUGGAGAGGGGAGUGCCGCUGGUUAAUGAGGUUCGGAGGAGUCGGGGGUAUUAG
Tricharina praecox is the source of this 1182-nucleotide messenger RNA. Its product is annotated as D-isomer-specific 2-hydroxyacid dehydrogenase-like protein. Bases 1 to 1182 code for a protein of 393 amino acids. The transcript has 2 exons. The record is from RefSeq and is a predicted model, not a curated record. Gene Ontology annotation, molecular function: NAD binding. Lineage: Eukaryota; Fungi; Ascomycota; Pezizomycetes; Pezizales; Pyronemataceae.